AUGGCGGCCAACGCGAACUCGGCCGGCGGCGGCGGGCUCUCGCUCUUCGAGUGCCCCAGCUGGGCAGGAAAACCACCACCUGGCCUACAUCUGGAUGUAGUCAAAGGAGACAAACUCAUUGAGAAGCUCAUCAUUGAUGAGAAGAAAUACUACCUGUUUGGGAGGAAUCCUGACCUCUGUGACUUUACCAUUGACCACCAGUCCUGCUCUCGGGUCCAUGCUGCCUUGGUCUACCACAAACAUCUCAAGAGGGUUUUCCUCAUAGAUCUAAACAGCACACAUGGCACGUUCCUGGGUCACAUCCGUUUGGAGCCCCACAAGCCCCAGCAGAUCCCCAUCGACUCCACGGUCUCGUUCGGCGCCUCCACGCGCGCCUACACGCUGCGGGAGAAGCCCCAGACGCUGCCCUCGGCUGUCAAAGGGGAUGAGAAGAUGGGUGGGGAAGAUGAAGAGCUCAAGGGCUUGCUGGGUCUGCCAGAGGAGGAGACAGAACUGGAUAACCUGACAGAGUUCAACACAGCCCACAACAAGAGGAUUUCCACACUGACCAUUGAGGAAGGGAACCUGGACAUCCAGAGACCAAAGAGGAAACGGAAGAACUCCAGAGUCACCUUCAGUGAUGAUGAUGAAAUCAUCAAUCCGGAGGACGUGGACCCAUCCGUGGGGCGCUUCAGGAACAUGGUGCAGACAGCAGUAGUCCCUGUCAAGAAGAAGCGCCUGGAGGGCUCGGGGGCGCUGGGCGGCGAGGAGGCGGCGGCGCGGCGCCUGCAGAGCUUCCCCUACAGCGGAGGACUCUACGGGGGGCUGCCGCCCACACACAGCGAGGCCGGCAGCCAGCCGCACGGCGCCCACGGCACGGCGCUCAUCGGCGGCCUGCCCAUGCCCUACCCCAACCUCGCCCCCGACGUGGACUUGACUCCCGUUGUGCCCUCGACAGUGAACAUGAACCCAGCCCCCAACCCUGCCGUCUUCAACCCCGAAGCUGUGAACGAGCCCAAGAAGAAGAAGUACGCCAAGGAGGCGUGGCCGGGCAAGAAGCCGACCCCUUCCCUGCUGAUCUGAGCGGGGCUGUGCCGAGGG
This is a messenger RNA of Indicator indicator, 1080 nucleotides long. It is a transcript of the gene PPP1R8, whose product is annotated as protein phosphatase 1 regulatory subunit 8. The transcript is spliced from 7 exons. The record is from RefSeq and is a predicted model, not a curated record. The coding region runs from base 1 to 1062 and encodes 353 amino acids. Gene Ontology annotation, molecular function: protein serine/threonine phosphatase inhibitor activity; protein binding; mRNA binding. Gene Ontology annotation, cellular component: nuclear speck. NCBI's taxonomy places the organism in Eukaryota, Metazoa, Chordata, Aves, Piciformes, Indicatoridae.